AUUUUAGAGCUCGCUCCUCUUCAUUGCAUCGCAAACAUGACUUUAGACGUAGAAAUGAGAAAGUAUCACCAAGAAAGUCACCAAAAUAUCUUCAAAUUCGGAACCAUAACCCCAAUAUCGGGUGGUUGCCUUGUCUCUCGACGUUCAAAGGUAGCCGGAUUCAAGUUAGAAGGUUCCCUGAACGCAACUCCAACAUAGCAAUGGCGACAUGGUUCUAUGAGCACAAAGUGUCCGUCACUCCCGUGUGACUGUUGGAGUAAACUGCAGUUUCCUAUUGGAACAACCACCGCAGUCCACCUUCUUUCUAGCCAUGUUUUAUCGACACGUCUUCCGGACACUUUUGUUCCCGAGCAGGAAGAUGCACCUCGGCGGUUUGCAACGUUUUUACCGAGCGCAGAGGCCACUUUGUACCGGAAGCGAUGAGGUCCGCCUGGCGGAGGAGGCCAGCAGGAAGUAUGGCUCCCAGGCUCCAAGCAUCUUCUCCAAGAUCAUAGACAGAAGCAUCCCUGCAGACAUCAUCUAUGAGGACGACAAGUGCUUGGCCUUUCGGGAUAUCAGUCCGCAGGCCCCGGUUCAUUUCCUGGUAAUUCCGCGGAAGCUCAUUCCCAGGAUAAGCCAAGCCCACGAUGAUGAUGCUGAGCUCUUGGGACAUUUACUGGUGGUGGCCAAGAACGUGGCCGAGCAGGAAUCGCUAACAGAAGGCUACCGGUCAUCAACGACGGCAAACACGGCGCUCAGUCCGUCUAUCACCUCCACGUCCACGUGUUGGGGGGGAGACAGAUGACAUGGCCGCCAGGAUGAAUGAAAGGCUUGUUAUAUUUGUUAUUGACAAGAAGUAAGUCUGCUGUCUAGCUAUGUUAGCUAGCGUGUGUAAAAUAUGAGCGCUUAUCUUUGUUUUGGCUGCAAAUAAAGACGAAGACGUUCAUAA
Messenger RNA from Doryrhamphus excisus (bluestripe pipefish), 928 nucleotides. NCBI's taxonomy places the organism in Eukaryota, Metazoa, Chordata, Actinopteri, Syngnathiformes, Syngnathidae. The record is from RefSeq and is a predicted model, not a curated record.